CUGCGUUCACAGGUGGCGAUGGCGACGGGGCAGGUGCUGUUUCAUCGCUUCUUCUACUCGAAGUCCUUCGUCAAGCACAGCUUCGAGAUUGUUGCUAUGGCCUGCAUCAAUCUCGCUUCCAAAAUUGAAGAGGCGCCUCGUCGUAUAAGGGACGUGAUCAACGUGUUUCAUCAUUUGCGCCAGUUAAGAGCAAAAAGGACUCCAAGCCCCCUGAUACUUGAUCAGAACUACAUAAACACCAAAAAUCAAGUAAUCAAAGCAGAAAGGAGGGUACUGAAGGAGUUGGGAUUUUGUGUUCAUGUCAAGCAUCCUCAUAAGAUCAUUGUUAUGUAUUUGCAAGUCUUAGAAUGUGAACGUAAUCAAACCCUGGUACAGACAGCCUGGAAUUACAUGAACGACAGUCUUCGAACAAAUGUAUUUGUUCGUUUUCAGCCAGAGACUAUAGCGUGUGCUUGCAUUUAUCUUGCUGCUAGAGCUCUGCAGAUUCCACUGCCUACCCGCCCUCACUGGUUCUUGCUCUUUGGUACCACAGAGGAAGAGAUUCAGGAGAUAUGCUUAACAACUCUUAAGCUCUAUACUAGAAAGAAGCCCAAUUAUGAAUUCCUGGAUAAAGAAGUAGAAAAGAGAAAAAUGGCGCUGCAAGAAGCUAAACUGAAGGCAAAAGGUUUAAAUCCUGAUGGAACUCCAGCACUCUCAACGUUGGGUGGCUUUUCUCCUGCAUCCAAACCAUCUUCCCCAAGAGAAAUAAAGACUGAAGAGAAGAGUCCAGUAUCUCUGAAUACCAAAACCAUUAAAAAAGAGCCAGAAGAAAGGCAGCAAGCUGCAAAGAGCCCUUACAAUGGCAUGAGAAAAGAAAGCAAGAGAAGUAGGAGCAGCAGAAGUGCUAGUCGAUCUCGGUCAAGAACAAAGUCAAGGUCUCGAUCUCACACUCCUAGGAGGCACUACAAUAAUAGGCGGAGUCUGUCUGGGACAUACAGUUCAAGAUCAAGAAGCAGGUCCCGCAGCCACAGCGGCAGUCCUCGCAGACAUCACAAUCAUGGCUCACCACACCUGAAAACCAAACAUAGCAGGGAAGAGUUGAAGAGUGCAAGUAGACACGGUCACAAAAGGAAAAAAUCUCGUUCACGUUCCCAGAGCAAAUCCAGGGAUCAUUCUGAUGUUGCCAAGAAACACAGGCACGAGCGGGGACACCACAGAGACAGGCGUGAAAGAUCCCGCUCCUUUGAGAGAUCUCAUAAAGGCAAGCACCAUAGUAGCAGUCGUUCAGGACACAGCAGACACAGACGCUGAGUUUUGAGCCUGCACCAGAUUCUAGUUGAGCCUGUAUAUAAUACAGUAAAUGGACUCCUAUUGGAGAACAAAGAAACCGAUUAGGAUUUGAUUAAUUUAAAGCCCAAUAUCUAAUUUUCUAAAACAUGUAGAACAUUUUUGUUUUGGGGGGGGGAAAAAACUGUUACCAACUUUUGCACAUAAUACCUUAGCAGUAUCAAAUUGAUGGAAAACAAUGAUCAGGUUAAAUUGUAUGUAUUAGAGUUGUGUAUUGUUUAUCAAUAUGAGAACUGGAGAAUGGAUUUCUGUAAAAGAGCAGAACAUACCUUAUUUUUAUACAAGCCAAUUGCAGACACUUAUAUUUAAGUAUAGUUAUUUGUUUAAACGAUGGUGGAUACUUUCUUACACUGGUUUUAGUCUGCAUGUGUUAAAAGAUUUUUACAAGAAAUAAAAUAUAAGGCUUUUUUUACUGCCU
This is a messenger RNA of Struthio camelus australis, 1744 nucleotides long. NCBI's taxonomy places the organism in Eukaryota, Metazoa, Chordata, Aves, Struthioniformes, Struthionidae. The record is from RefSeq and is a predicted model, not a curated record.